This is a messenger RNA of Arabidopsis lyrata subsp. lyrata, 846 nucleotides long. Its product is annotated as putative EG45-like domain containing protein 1. Gene Ontology annotation, cellular component: cell wall; apoplast. Bases 147 to 521 code for a protein of 124 amino acids. The record is from RefSeq and is a predicted model, not a curated record. Gene Ontology annotation, biological process: systemic acquired resistance. NCBI's taxonomy places the organism in Eukaryota, Viridiplantae, Streptophyta, Magnoliopsida, Brassicales, Brassicaceae. The transcript has 2 exons.
GAAAUUUCAAUGGCAAGCAUUUAGAUUACAUGCAUAUUUAGAGUUAGUCAUAUAAUACAUCUGCUAUAUAUAUAGAUAUGUCGCAUUUCAAAUAUAAACACUCUUAUAAUAUAGAUUUGAGAGAAAGAACAAAAUAAACACGUAUCAUGAGUAAAAAGUUUUUGGUUUUUUCUACCGUUCUUGUUUUUCUCUUCUCUUUAUCAUAUGCAACUCCCGGAAUUACAACUUUCUACACAAGUUAUACUCCAUCGGCAUGUUACAGAGGUACGCAAGGAGUGAUGAUAGCUGCAGCAAGUGAUCGAUUAUGGAACAAUGGUCGAGUUUGUGGCAAAAUGAUCACAGUGAAAUGCACCGGACCUCGUAACGCCGUGCCUCAUCCUUGCACUGGGAAAUCCAUGACGGUCAAAAUUGUUGACCAUUGUCCCAGUAGCUGUGCUUCUACGCUCGAUCUUUCCCGAGAAGCUUUUGCUCAGAUCGCUAAUCCUGUCGCUGGGAUUAUUAACAUUGAUUAUAUUCCGUAAUCAUUACUCCCUAUCCUUAUCACCUAGUAUAUUCUUUGUUAAUUUAAAGAAGCAGGAUUUUAAUUAUGAGAUUGUUUAUUUGUAUUUCACGGCCUAAACGUCGAUGAAGUUCUCAAGGAAAAUGAUGCUCAAGUCUAGAAAGUCCUAAUGGAACAUGUACACUACACACAUCAUGAGUUUUGUAAUAGUUUCAUAAUUAAAGUUUUUAAAACGUUCAAAACUGUAAGAAGAAAAAAAAAUCAAAAUUUUGUAACAAAUUAAAAACUUAUAUAUUAAAUUUACAAAAUAAUGCGAUAGCAUGUUGAACUUGUGGAAUCGACUAACG